Molecule: messenger RNA, 2433 nt
Organism: Galendromus occidentalis (western predatory mite)
Lineage: Eukaryota; Metazoa; Arthropoda; Arachnida; Mesostigmata; Phytoseiidae
Gene: Cpsf100
Product: cleavage and polyadenylation specificity factor subunit 2
Exons: 3
Coding region: 1-2322 (773 amino acids)
Biological process (GO): mRNA 3'-end processing by stem-loop binding and cleavage
Cellular component (GO): mRNA cleavage and polyadenylation specificity factor complex
Molecular function (GO): RNA binding
Source: RefSeq, a predicted model, not a curated record
AUGACAUCUAUCGUGAAAAUUCACGCCAUCUCAGGGGUCCAUGACGAGUCCCCUCACUGCUACCUGCUGCAGAUUGACGAAUUCAAGAUUCUCCUCGAUUUAGGAUGGGACGAGUUCUUCAACCCGAAACCGAUUCGCGAGCUUUCCAGAUUAGUAUCUCAAGUAGACGUCAUCCUACUGUCGUAUCCAGAUCCGCUCCACUUGGGCGCUUUCCCACACCUGCGACACGAAAUUAAGUGUCCCGUGUAUGCCACGGUGCCUGUGUAUAAGAUGGGACAGUUGUUCAUGUACGACCUGCACGAAUCACAUAAGAGCAUGGAGGACUUCAACAUAUUCUCACUUGAUGACGUCGAUGAAGCCUUCGACAUGAUCACUCAGCUCAAAUACAACCAGACUCUGCCGUUCAAGGGCAAAGGCCAGGGUAUAAGUAUCACACCACUCCCAGCCGGCCAUAUGAUCGGAGGAACCGUGUGGCGGAUAACCAAAGACGGCGAGGAAGACAUAAUCUAUGCCGUUGAUUACAAUCAUAAAAGGGAGCGCCAUCUGAACGGUUGCGCGCUCGAAUCCAUCCAGCGUCCCUCGCUGCUCAUCACGGACGCGUUCAAUGCGAAUUACAUCCAACCACGUAGACGGAGUCGCGAUGAGAAGCUCUUGACCACGAUCAUACAGACGAUGCGAGCAGGUGGCAAUGUCCUCAUCGGAGUUGACACGGCUGGGCGGGUUCUCGAGCUUGCUCACAUGUUGGAGCAAUUAUGGAGGAAUCAAGAGUCCGGUCUCAUGGCGUACUCUUUGAUCAUGGCAAGUAAUGUCGCUGCGCAUGUGAUAGAGUUUGCGAAAUCUCAAGUCGAGUGGAUGAGCGACAAAGUGAUGCGUUCUUUCGAAGGAGCUCGAAGCAAUCCAUUCCAGUUCAAGUAUCUCAUACCUUGUCACUCACACGGAGAGAUACAAUCCGUUUCUGAGCCAAAGGUUGUCCUGGCCUCCAUGCCUGACCUCGAGUCGGGAUAUGGACGGGAUCUCUUCAUGUUAUGGGCGAGCAAUCCAAAGAACUCCGUCAUUCUGACUUCGAGAAGUUCACCGGGAACGCUGGCUAGGAAUCUCGUCGAUAAUCGGCCGAAAUUCGUGCAUCUCACAUUGAAGCAACGAGUGGCACUGGAAGCCGAUGAAUUGGAGGAGCAUGUUCGGAACGAGCGAUUGAAAAAGGAAAAAGAGACUAAAAUCGAAGAUUCUUCGGAUGAGAGCGACAUUGAGGACGAGGCUUUGGCAGCAGCAGCCGUCAUCGUCGGUGCUUCGAUCGAAGACGUUGAUAUGGCCGAGUCUGAGCAACAGCAGCAGCACCACCACCAGGAUCACACCAAGCGUCCGAGACUAAGUGGCAGCAGCGGCGAUUUGACGGAGCGCCAGUCGUUCUUCCAGAAACCCACGAAAAAAUCGCACCUGAUGUUCCCCCUGAAAGAAGAGAAACUCAAAUGGGAUGAAUAUGGGGAAAUCAUAAACACGGACAUGUUCUCGAACAUGGGACUCAACGCGCCAGGGGACAUUCUUGAGCCUUCAGUGCUGGGUCAGCAGCAACAACAGCAUGUUUCGGACCGCAAAGACGACGCGAAGAAGGAGCAAGUGACUGAACAAGCAGAGAUUCCAACGAAGUGCAUAGCGAAAGAAGUCACGAUACAAGUCAAUUGCAGCAUUGACUACAUAGACUUCGAGGGCCGGAGCGAUGGGGAAUCGAUCCGCCAGCUGGUUCAAAUGAUGAAACCGAAGAGGCUGGUCAUCGUUCGCGGGGGCGAUGAAGCCAACACCGCGGCGUUUUAUGAUUAUUGCGUGAACUCUGGAUGUGUGCAAGAUAAUCGUGUUUUUGCUCCGAAAGCACAUGAGGUGGUCGAUGCCACCACCGAGUCUCACAUUUAUCAGGUGAAGUUGAAAGAGUCCUUGCUCGCGAGACUGCGUUUCCGCAAAGCUAAGAAUGCGGAACUCGCUUGGUUGGAUGCGGAGAUCGCCGAGCCGGAAGAAGACAACGAUCUAGUCGGCAAGGGCGACGAAGAAACCAAAGAAAAGUUGAUGGUUCUCCAGCCGUUGGGUGACUCGAACCGAGUCGUCGCUCCUCAUAAUCCCCUCUUCAUCAACGAUCUGAAGCUGUCUGAUUUCAAGCAGGUUCUCGUCAAGAGCGGAAUCAGUGCUGAGUUUUCUGGAGGCGUCUUGUACUGCAACAACUGCAGUGUUGCUGUGAAACGCAACGAGACGGGUCGCCUCAGUGUCGAGGGUGCUCUCACCGAUGAUUACUUCAGGAUUCGCGAGCUUCUUUAUGAUCAGUACGCGAUACUCUGAGUGAGAUGUGGUCGCCAUUAUUGCCUCUACAAACCAGGGAGAGCAUUGAGAUCUCGUGGGCUCAUCUUCCCCGCUCAUGAAUAUCAUCGAAAUAAAUUGUUCGAUUUCUAU